AUGGCAGUUUCGGAGGUUUGUGGGGAUACGAGUAUCAACUCAACUUUCAUGGGUGAAGUGAUGUCUUCAUACAAUUCACAUGAGGAUAGAAACAAUCUUUUGGAUGAGGUCGAUCGAAGCCCUCGCUCACCGAAUGCAAUAAGACCAUGCUUCUACAUAUUGCAGAUCUUGGGCAUGUGGAAACCUAAAAAUGGCAAGUUUGAAUUUUUAUGGCAAGUUUAUCGGGUGUUUGUGUAUAUCGUCUGGUUAGGAUGUCUCGCAUCUAUUAUGUGUUUGGAUUUUGUUCACUAUGGCUUUAAUACGAAAAGGAUUCAUUUCAGGGAAGUCACGAAUAGCGCUUGUACUUGCAUCGAUUUCCUGUGCCCUUUCGUGUUCACCCUGUAUUAUUUCAACCGCGGUCAGUUUGUAGAGUUGGUCUUCAAAGUACAGAAUGUUUCUCAUGGGUGGAAGCAGAAGUUACGCCGUAUUUCUCUCUGGUACACUCUGAUGUCUGUUAUUCUCUGGGUGCUCUGUGCCACAUUUUUCAUGGUUCACUGGUUUCCGUUCUUCUCUGAGUGGUGGCACUACGCAGUUUACAUACCCGCGGUUGUUUACAUCGCAGGCUGGUGGGCAACAUGGCUCAGUAUCUAUGGAUUUGUUUGCCAUGUCCAUAGUCUACAAAUUGACACCGUUAUAGAACAUAUGAGGAUGAGAGAACGCCGGCCAAUUUCCAUUUUACGAGAACACUUUGAGCUUCAGCAAUCAAUAGAGAAAACGCAGAAAGAUUUCACUGUCAUCAUUUCUAUGGCUGUAGCAUAUCAUAUAUUGGAUUUGCUAGUUUUUAGUUUUGCGUAUUUUAAUUCAGCCUUUGGUAGCGACUACCCUAUCUGGCAAUAUGUCGGUACUGUGCUUUUCGAUUUGCUUAGUAUUAUUUUCAAGCUCUACCCUCCGGCACUUGUGGCAGCAGCAUCACAUCGCAUUGUUGUAGAGGCUUCAAAAGGAUGCAGGAGAAGCCUCCACUUAGCAGACCUACCUACAGAAGAUAUACAGUUAUUUCAGUACAUGGCACUGUGCGAGCCAGACAUGGGUCUCAAAAUUCUUGGAAUUCGUAUCACUGUAGAAUUAACAGUGAAGAUUCUUAUGACAAUUGUCACUGCUGGUGUAUCAUUUAUAGCUUUUGUUAUACCACGACUUAAGUAG
This is a messenger RNA of Pocillopora meandrina, 1179 nucleotides long. Lineage: Eukaryota; Metazoa; Cnidaria; Anthozoa; Scleractinia; Pocilloporidae. The record is from the annotation of a GenBank genome assembly.